CAGGUUAAAAUAAACACACGUCAUUUCUAGUUUCGCUCUCGAGUGAGGCGACGACAUUUUGUUUUAUUUGAAUGAGGCCUACCAUUUGUGUAAAUACAGGAGCUGCCUGCAUCCUGGAUAUCUGAAAGAGACAUCAUGGCACCAAAAAAUGAGGUCGGUGCACCCCAACUAUCCAGAAAGGCACAUACUGCUGACUCUGGAAACAUCUGUGUAGGAAGUGUAGACAGAGUAACAGAAAAUCCAGGUGUAAUACGGCAAUCAUUGACCACAACUGAUCACAAUGUACACAGCUAUGAAACACCUCUUCAAAGCAUGGAACAGUAUUCUGAUAUUGAUCACAUGACCACCAUAGAAUGUGGAAAGAGAUUUGUCGUUAGUUUCGUGAAUACUUUGUCACACCAUGGUUCUGCUUUGAGUAGUUUGGAACAGGAUUUAACAAGUACAACAGUUGAACAAAGAUCACAUGGCGAGGCACAACCUUAUCUUGAAACUCUUAAAGAAAAGGUUCACAAGCAAAGGAAAGGAGAACAGAAGUUUAAAAAUACUUUUUCUCCUGCUGUAAGUUCGCAAACAUUGCGUAAAUUACGAUCAUGUGAAAGAAAAGAUCAACAUGAUUUAAGUAAUAUUUCGAUGGGAAAACAGUCUAAAGUUUCCAGUAACUAUUGUAUUGCUCAUAAUCGUGAUCUGAAAUCAAGCAUGAAACCAUCUGUUCAUGCAACCAAACAAAACAAAAUUCUCGAAACUACCGACAUAACAUACUCGAAAGAGACAUUUAAUAUAGACUCAGACAAACACAGAGGUGAUGAAGAGGAACAGGUAGAACAACCUCAGCGUACUAAAGAGAAAAAGAAAAAACUCUUUGAUGCAGUUCACAGCGCUGUGCAUGAUGUUCCUUAUGAUACUGAUGAGGUGGACAGAUCCUCGGCUGAUAAAAAAUAUAAAGAAAUUAUUGAUGAUUUGAAGUAUGCAGUAUUUCAUGGUAUGUUAGAAAGAUCCCAUGUUACGUCCCCUUUUGUUUCUCUUCAUGAUUAUUUCGCUAAAAAAGCUAAAAAUGAAGCAUUAACAAAUGAGGAGCAAAUGAGGUAUGAAGGUUUGCGUUUGAAGUCUUUUGCCCAAGUGGUCAUGAGUGUCUCAUGUCUUCGACUGGCAGCAGCAGGGUUCUAUGCUACAGGUAAUGGCGAUGAGACUCGAUGUUUCAGUUGUGGUGUAACCAACAGGAAUUGGCAAACAAAGGACAACCCGCACAUCCUGCAUGCAAUGAUUUCUCCAAACUGCAUCCAUGUAACUGGCACUGAUGAAAGGAAUGUGCCUAUUCAGGUGCCAGCAGUAAGUGAUACAGGUCAUGAACCACAAUUCAGAAACGGGAGCAAUCCCGAGACAAGAGAGUCAGAGAGUGCCUCUAAUGGAAGUGUCCCUUCGGAACUAUUAGGAGCAGUAGGAACAUCAAGGAACCAUACACCAGUAACGACUACUAAUAGUUCUAGUCCACAAUCUUACACAACUCAACAAACGACAAGCACUUGCAAUGUCAAUGUACCAACAGCAAUACUUACAUCAAGGUUUGACAGUGCUGUUCAUCCUCACUAUAGCAACAAAACUGUCCGUCGCAAAUCCUUCCAACAGUGGCCUGAUGGGCACAGUCAACGACCCGAAGACCUCGUAGACGCAGGGUUUUUCUAUGCUGGCUACUCUGACUGUGUGCGCUGUUUUGUCUGCGGUGUUGGUCUGAGGACCUGGGAGGAGGGGGAUGACCCCUGGGUGGAGCACGUACGCUGGAGAUCAUCUUGUGCCUAUGUUGAAGCAGCAAGAGGGAUGACUUUCAUCAUUAAGACACUGGCAGCAAUUGGAAGGUCCAUGCAGGCCGACCCACAGUCUCGUCAACAUCAACAACAGUCUUUGAAUGACUUGAAAGCACAGAACAGUUCUGAAGAUGAUAUUAUGAGGACCGACCCAUGCCAACGAGCUUUAGAGAUGGGUUUCAGCCCAGAACAGAUUAGAUCUGUAGCUCAAACAACUAUGAGAAGUAGAGGAACAUUGGCUUUGGAAUUAGAUGUUCUUCUGGACAAUAUUCUAGUAAUUGAUGGAGACGGUUCAGAACUGACACCAUCUGCUCAAGGGAAAGGGGAGGUGACCAUCCCUCAGGUGCAGACACGGAAUGAAAGAGUGGAGGGUGCAGAGGGCAACAUGCAUUGUCAAGUACCGCUUAAAGACAUAUCAAGAAUACCACCUCUACCAUUGGGGACAAGACAUGCUGAUGGAAAUCAAGACAGUGGAUAUAUGUCAUCUGAAGUGAACCCAGAUGCCGUGGCACCACAUAGUAUUGUAACUAUCUCAGAGACAGCAGACAGGGUGAAUAUGGGUGACAAUAAUCAUCAAUGUGAAGUACUAUCAGGAAACAUUGCUGCCAAGGAGUCGACAUUGUUAGACAAUGAAAGAAGAAAGAAUGGAAGGGAUCAUGACUCAAAUUUUUCUGUGAAUGGUUUCCUAAGUUUGCCAGUCCCCAGUCAAAGAAUAAAGGCAGAGAGGAAAAGACACGAUAAAACCAAGAACCAGUUAAAGGCUACAAAAGAAGAGACACAGCAGCUGAGAGAGUCAAGUGCAUGUAAGAUCUGUCUGGAGGACCCUGCCAACAUCGUCUUCCUCCCAUGUGGGCAUAUGGUGGCCUGUGGCGUGUGCUCGCCGGCUCUGGAGAGAAACAUAUCAGCAAUAUUUAAAACGUCAUUUCUAGUUUCGCUCUCGAGUGAGGCGACGACAUUUUGUUGUAUUUGGAUGAGGCCUACCAUUUGUGCAACUGGUGAACAUAUAACACGUGAACACGUCACAACUAUACAUUCUGCCUAUUCAGAAGACAGGACAACAAAGCCUGGCGUUAGGGGCAAAAUGGUAUCCCCAGCACUGACCAAAUUGCAUGCAUUUGCCAACAAUAGGGAAACAACCCAUGUUACAAAAUCAAAUGAUGACUAUCCAUUUGGUCAAACUGAAAAUAGAAAAGAACAUGAUGCUGGUUUUAUCAAACAAAAGAAUCUGCAACAUAUUGAUGUCUCCAGUAUUUAUGUUUGCUUUUACAUAAACAUAGACAAUUUCAUAAUUUGUAUCAGCGAGAUAGAAAGGAUAAACAAAGAGAUGCCCCACACUGUGGAGGGAACGACCGAAGACAGUGAACAUACUGCAACAUCACCAAGCGGGGAUCAAGAGAACAGUGGGAAUUACAGUCCGAAGAAUAACGCCUUGGAGGGUGGGUUCAAGAGUCAAGAACCAUUAUUAACGGAGCUUCUCGAUAUGAAGUGUAGGGUUUUUGAAGAGGAUUGCCGAAGAGCUCUUGAAUCGAAAUACCUGCUGCAUUACAAACUAAUUAUAAGAUGUAUGUUGGCAAAUGAAAUACAGUCGCAUACAUAUCACAUGUGUCAGCUUUUCACUGAAACAAAUUUAGUACAUUUUAAGAAGAACAAAAGUGAUUUUGAACUACCUGGUAAACAUAGUGUGAAAGAAUACCUCCUACAUGUCUGCGGGAACCGUGCUAUUCGGAUACAUGAACUUCGCCAUAUUUUGCAAAAGUGUUUAGACUUUGAUGUAUUUGAUUCCUUGUCUACUCACCCUCUUCCAUUUGAAAUGGAUGAGUCUUUUGAGAGUAAAAUGAAUGGACUUUGGAUGUACCUUGAUGCAAUUUUCCCCUUCACUCCACCCGACUACACCCAAGAGAAAUUGCCAGAAAAGGAAGAGAUGAGGUAUGAGGGGUUACGAUUGAGGUCAUUUCACGAAGUAAACAUGAAUGUUUCAUACCUACGCCUGGCAGCAUCAGGCUUUUAUGCCACGAAAAAUGGGGAUGAAACAAGAUGUUUUAGCUGUGGUAUAACACAUAGACACUGGGGACCAAGGGAUAACCCUUUUGUAGUUCACAGCCAACGUUCACCAACCUGUAAACAUGUAACUGGCACAGAUGACAAGAAUGUCCCUAUUCAACCGUCUACGGGGUUUGCAGCAGUUAAUCGACAUCCAGAAGACAGAAGGCACGACAGCACCCAACAAACAAAUCUGUCUGAGAACGUGAGUCAGGAUAGAAACCCCACUGAAGUUCUAGGUGCAACUGGCUCCUCUAGAAACAGCCCAACCUCCUCUGAAUUGGAGGCACGGCAUUCUCUUCCUACUCAACAAUCUGCAACUCCCACUAGAGAAGCUAAUGAAAUAGCACCAGUGUUGAGCUUUGAUGGGUCAGUUCACCCUCACUACAGCUCUUCUGAGACCCGUCUCGCCUCCUUCAACGUGUGGCCUGAAGGGCACAGUCAACUACCUGAAGAACUUGUCAGAGCAGGAUUUUUUUAUGCCGGUUACGCCGACUGUGUGAGGUGUUUUGUGUGCGGUGUUGGUCUGAGGACAUGGGAGGAUGGAGAUGACCCCUGGACCGAGCAUGUCCGCCGGAGACCGUCUUGUGCCUAUGUAGAAGCAGUAAGGGGAAAACUCUUCAUUAUACAGACAUUAGCAGCCAUUGGACGUUCCAUGCAGGUGACACCACAAACUGACCCUAAUCAACAGACAUCAUCAAAUAACAAAAUAAACCCGGGCAAGGUUGGAGAAGAAAUCUUGACGGAUGUUGCGUGUAAACAGGCUCUGGAGAUGGGUUUCAAAAGGGAGAAGGUUAAAGCUGCUGCUGAGGAAACCGUUUACGCUGCAGGGAAGUCAUCACUGACACUAGAAGUGCUGCUUGAGACGAUCCUUGUGACAGAUGGAGAAGAAUCAGAACAAACAGAAGCUGCUCAACCCAUGGCGAGUGAAGCGCCAACAGGAGCUGAGGCAAACAUUGGCAGUAGAUCAGAUGACAUAAUCCAAGGGGCACCAAGAGGCACAGACACACCACUUACGUUGAACAGUGCAGUGGGCAAACGAAGGUCAUCGGAUCCCCAAGCUGAAACAAGACAGAUAUUGCACAGGGCUACAGAGGACAAAGACAGUUCGUCAGAUCAUACAAGUAUAGAAACAGCAGGCUUAACAACUUCCUCACUGGCGACUCACAAGGCGGAGGAGGGUGAAGACUCACGAACAUUAAACCGACCAAGACAAUAUAUUCUUACCGGACAAAGGACAAGCGACAGGACAAAUAUUUUUUAUAACACUGACAAUGACUCUCCAACACCACUACCAGGAGCUGCCUCUUCUGUUGAUACAAUGUCCUCAUUAGCUGGCAGCGAAGGUGGGAGAAAUGGUGGAGGCAGUGCCACUGUGAAUAGCUUUUUAAGUAUGCCUACUGAAAGGCAACGACCCGAGAAUAUUGAUAAGAUAAAGAACAAAUUUCAUCAUAAAGGCAAGAGCAAGGAAGAGUUAAAGGCUACAGAGGAAGAGACACGGCAGCUGAGAGAGUCAAGUACAUGUAAGAUAUGUCUGGAGGACCCUUCCAACAUCGUCUUCCUCCCCUGUGGACAUCUCGUGGCCUGUGCCGUGUGCACACCUGCUCUUGAACGUUGCCCAGUCUGCAGGAAGCACAUCCGGGGAACUGUCCGUGUCCAUCUGGCAGAGAUGACUCGAGAGAAACAUAUUAACUACUAAUAAAUAACGUCUAUAGUCUCUGAAGGUGAAAUGUACCAAAACGCAAAAUAUUUUAAUCAUGCUUGACAGAUCAUUAGACUUUGUGACUUUGUAGCAUUAAACUUUGGUAUAUAUGGGAUUCAUCCCCCCAAUUCGUGGGUUCCAGCUGCUCCUUACGCUGACACGUCAUGAUAUAUUUAAAAUAAUUAUCAAAGUUUGUAUUUUGUCAUAGACUGCACUGCAAUAUUCCAGUUAUAUGACGGCGGCCUGUAAGUAAUCGUGUUUCGAGCAGAGAAACCAGAUCAAUCAAGCUUGGCAACCCGACUGCCCGAUAUUUGGUUACCUUGUGUGUCAAGCAUAGGUUUGCUGGAUAUGUACUAGUACUCUAACCCAAAAUUUUAAGCCAGCUCCCACACUAACUUAGGUAGCUUAUUGGAUUACAUAUGUUGACUUCUUGACUGAUUUCUAAAUCAUUUGGGACUGCUUCGAUCACCUAAAUCAGAUCAAAGAGUAUAUGCUUGACAUAAAAAUGGACUAUCAUUAGUUAAUACAUGACAAUUAAUUGUAAUUCUCAUUAUUGCUGAGAUUUUGUAUUAUUAUGUAAAUAGUUAUGUUGCAUUUGUCUUUAGGAUUAUGAAAAUUGGUUUGUCACUUUUAUCUAAUUGGUAGAAGUUAUAUUUUUAUUGCAGAACAAAGACUAUUCUGUGGUAUCACUUUUUUCUGCUUACAGGCAUAUAUAUCGUAGAACCGAUUAUCCAUAUUUUGCUUGAAAUGUGAAUGUACGAGUAAAGGCAAUUUUAAUGUACUGUAUACCUGUCUAAAACAUGUAAUCACUUACAACAUAGAGGGAAUAAACGCGUUUUGAAUCCUUCAUGCCAGACAACUAUCGAUUGGUAUAGAGGGAUGUGACGGAGUAGUGCUAUUGGGUACCGCCACAAAAUACAUUAGUUUAUAUAAGUGAGUGAGUGAGUAUGGUUUUACGCCGCUUUUAGCAAUAUUCCAGCAAAAUCACGGCGGGGGUCACCAGAAAAGGGCUUCACACAAUGUACCCAUGUCGGGAAUCGAACCCGGGUCUUCGGCGUGACGAGCGAACGCUUUAACCACUUGGCUACCCGACCGCCCUUAGUUUUUUAUUAAAGGACAGGACCUUCCCCAAUGCAGUGCAUACAUUACAACACUCACCAUCAGGAACAUUUUAUUCGAGUGUGCAGACAUUUUGACAUCGGCAACGUUAAUAUACUCCUUAAAGUAUGUCGCAUCUAUUUAAUACUGUAUCUAAUAACUUAAUAUCAGCUCGUUUGAAGAAAAUAACCAAUACAAUACAGUGUAUAGCUUUCAUUUUAAUAUUGGUAUGAGUGGGCGAGUGAGUGAGUUUUUUCAGAGAUUACUCAACUUUCCUGAUACAGUGCCUAAGUUCCGGUUUUAGAAGUUAAAAGGACUGGACUAUAAAUAUGGUGUAUUUCAGAGCAGUUACAGCACCUAGCUACCUGCCUCCCUGCCACAUUUCUAAACUAAAUGUUUGAAUGUUAUUGUGUUGUUUGUCUAUCCUCAAUUUGGCAAUAUGACAUUCUUUGUUUUGUGAACGAUAUAGUAUAUAUAGAAUAUCUACAGCUGGACUUUCGGCUGCUUCGGAUUAUGAUUACCUUUUGUUUUGCAGUAUCAUGAGUAUAAACACUACGGUCAUAACGAACUGGCGGAUAUAAGGAACUGGUUUUUAGGUCCCUGCCAUUUGCGGUAUAUAUGCUGUAUAUAUGCUUAUAACGAAUUACGGUUAUAACGAACUAUAAUUUUUUGUCCCUUUGAGUUUACUAGUAGUUUACUCUACGUGUAUGUAGGCACAGUAUUUCUGAAACACUUUAUCUUAAUUAGCAAUUACAGCAAAGUAUAAUCAUUGUUACAAACUGAAAGAUAUUCAACUUGUUUAAAUGAUAAAAAUUUAAUCAGAGCUAAUUGUAAACUUAAAAUUUCAUUGCACAAUUUUAAUGUAAAUAUAUGUCGCAGGUCCAAACACGGUGAUAUUGUGAACUGUUCAUCCGGAGAAGUAGAGGAUGAAUACCAUGUCUUAUUUACAUGUGAAACGUAUUACCAUUUAAUGUACAAAUUUCUGCCCAUUUUGCAAGGUAUUUUGAAAGACCGUCAGUUAAUGAUAAAUCUGCUAAAGUCUGAAAAUCCUGAUAUGAUCCAUGGUGUUUCUGUAUUCUUAAAACAUUUCUUUAUAAAGAAGAAUGUGUAACUUGAUUUAAAAUCUAAUCAUGUACAUCACAUGACAAAUGUUAAUAUCCAAUCUGCAUUUUACUAUGGGCCUUGAUGCCUUUGUUACUGAAUAAACUGUCUGUCUGUCUGUCUGUAUGUAGGCACAUAUUACAAGUUGUGUUAACAUGUAAAAGGUGUAUGUUAUCUUGUCUACCUUGUGUACAUAUAUUUAAACGUACUUGUUUGAUAUAUUUUAAUUGCUCCAUCGUUAUCAACAGUUUCAAUCGAAUAAACACAUCAGGAAAGUGUAAAGUAUUAUCGAGUGAUGAUUGACACACAGUGUGUUAGAUCUAUAUAUAUCUCAAUAUUCACUACUACUUGUCACUCACGCUAUUCAUGUUACUGCAGAUACGUACAUGCGUUGUGUUAAUAUGUAUAACGUGUAUGUCAUCUUGUCUACCUUGUGUACAUAUAUUUAAACGUACUUGUUUGAUAUAUUUUUACUGCUCCAGCGUUAUCAACAUUGUGGCAAUACAAUGUAAUACAUAGUAUUCAGACGCUUCUUUCAGUGCCCUUUAGAUGCGUGAUGAACAAAGACAAAUUGUUUUCUUUAUUACAAUAGCGGCGACGUUUCGGUGCAGAUUCUGGUGAUGCACAGCAGGAUGAUUUUGGUAGUGUGGGUUCGAAUCCCGGACGGGACUCAACCCACAAAAGUACGAGAACCUGUACUUUACUAGGAAAGUGUUAUCCCAAAUAUAACAUUUGUUACCGUUGACCACUUUCUAUUGUGUAUUAAAUGACAUUGUGUAUUCAGGAUGACUUGGGUUGUAUUGUCAUGUGUAAGUAGUUUCAGUGUAAAUUUGUUUGUAGUAGCAGCAAAAGAUAAUACUAAUAACAAAGUCAGUCGACACAUCGAGUUCAGCUUUCCAGAAGGGUUUUAGAGUUAUCCGCUUCGGUUGUGUACAUGCGCAUGGCAGGCUUAAUCGUCAGAGACGUUUCAGGAUGGGGCAUUUCUAAGAGGCUGGAUGUACCGAUAUCUCAGCUACAAGAAGACGAUUCAAGGCCUUUGGGCCUCGUUUGUUUCUAAUCCACUUUCAAAUUUCGGUUUCGAUACCUGAUUGUAAACAUCAAAUUCCGGCCAGCUGCCAACAUUGUUUUGGAUUCAAAGCACGGAGACUUUCAUGACGAAUCAACAGUGACAAUAUUCUGAACAUUCGAACGAGCACUAACGUUAAAUCCAGAGCUUGUAACUUAUUCCUGCUGCCACCUACUUGAACCAUUGUAUUUGUAAACUUAAUAAUGUGUGAUUAAAUAUAAUUUUAUGAAUAUUCA
Messenger RNA from Haliotis rufescens (red abalone), 9042 nucleotides. RefSeq lists its product as uncharacterized. The transcript is spliced from 14 exons. Gene Ontology annotation, biological process: regulation of cell cycle. Gene Ontology annotation, cellular component: cytoplasm; nucleus; spindle microtubule. The record is from RefSeq and is a predicted model, not a curated record. The coding region runs from base 136 to 5538 and encodes 1800 amino acids. Lineage: Eukaryota; Metazoa; Mollusca; Gastropoda; Lepetellida; Haliotidae.